Malaclemys terrapin pileata is the source of this 904-nucleotide messenger RNA. RefSeq names its product chymotrypsinogen 2-like. Bases 59 to 850 code for a protein of 263 amino acids. Lineage: Eukaryota; Metazoa; Chordata; Testudines; Emydidae. The record is from RefSeq and is a predicted model, not a curated record. Gene Ontology annotation, molecular function: serine-type endopeptidase activity. Gene Ontology annotation, biological process: proteolysis. The transcript is spliced from 7 exons.
GGGGUAUAUAAAGGGCUGCUGACCCCGUUCGGUCUCCAGGACCCACGUAAGAAGCAGAAUGGCUUUCCUCUGGUUCCUGCCCUGCCUCGCCUUCCUGGGCACUGCCUAUGGCUGCGGCCUCCCUGCCAUCCAGCCUGCCAUCAGUGGCUAUGCGCGAAUCGUGAACGGUGAGACGGCGGUUCCUGGAUCCUGGCCUUGGCAGGUCUCCCUACAGGACAACACUGGCUUCCAUUUCUGCGGCGGCUCCCUGAUCAGCGAGAACUGGGUGGUGACCGCCGCUCACUGCGGCGUCAGCACAAGUCACCGUGUGGUUCUGGGGGAAUUUAACCAACGUUCUCCGGCCGAGGAUGUGCAAGUCCUGCAGAUUGCCAAGGUUUUCAAAAACCCCAGUUUCAGCAUGUUAACCGUGAAGAACGACAUCACCCUGCUGAAGCUGGCCUCCCCAGCCAAGCUGACAGCCCGUGUGUCCCCCGUGUGCCUGCCUGAGGCCACUGACGACUUCCCUGGAGGCCUGACCUGCGUGACCACAGGCUGGGGCCUGACUGAUCCCAAGGCCCAGAACACCCCAGACCAGCUGCAGCAGGCAGCCCUGCCCCUGCUGACCAACACACAGUGCAAGACCUACUGGGGCUUCAGGAUCGCUGACGUCAUGAUCUGCGCUGGUGCCGCUGGAGCUUCCUCUUGCAUGGGUGACUCCGGCGGCCCCCUGGUGUGCCAGAAGGAUGGUGCCUGGACCCUGGUGGGGAUCGUCUCCUGGGGAAGCAGCACCUGCUCCCCCUCCACGCCCGGCGUUUACGCCCGCGUCACCAAGCUCAGGGCCUGGAUCGACCAGACCAUCGCGGCCAAUUAACUCAGCUGCAUGUUCUCAGCGUGACGGGUCAAUAAAGGAACGUCAGAGACUGGC